This is a messenger RNA of Beta vulgaris subsp. vulgaris (sugar beet), 1473 nucleotides long. RefSeq lists its product as uncharacterized. The transcript has a single exon. Lineage: Eukaryota; Viridiplantae; Streptophyta; Magnoliopsida; Caryophyllales; Amaranthaceae. The record is from RefSeq and is a predicted model, not a curated record. Bases 1 to 1473 code for a protein of 490 amino acids.
AUGUUAGCAUUGCUUAUUCCUGGUCCCUUAUCCCCGGGAAAUGAUAUUCAUGUUUAUUUGCAACCACUAAUUAAGGAUUUGAAAGAAUUGUGGGAGGUUGGAUUGGAAACUUAUGACUCUUUAAGCAAUCAAAGGUUUGAUAUGCACGCAACAUUGAUGUCUACCAUUAGUGACUUUCCUGCUUAUGCAAUGUUGUCUGGUUGGAGCACAAAAGGAAAAAUUGCAUGCCCUGCUUGUCAUUAUGAAACUGAAUCAUUGUUCUUCAACAAAAGUCACAAGCAUUGCUAUAUGGGUCACCCUACUUUUUUAGAUUUGUCCCACCCUUGGCGUCGUAAUAAGAGAUAUUUUAUUGGAGUUACGGGGCAAAGACACCAACCAGUGCGUUUAACAGGAAUCGAAACUAAGGAGUUACUUUGUGGUUUUCGAAAUAAAUGUGGAAAGUUGCAAAAGAUAACGAAACAAGAAAAGGAAGUUCCAUGGAAAAGGGUACCAAUAUUUUUUAAACUUCCAUAUUGGAAGCAUUGUUCACUUCGCCAUAAUCUUGAUGUAAUGCAUAUUGAAAAAAAUGUAUGUGAUAAUAUCAUUGCCACACUGUUAGAUUUACCUGGAAAGAGCAAAGAUCAUGCUAAUGUUCGUCAAGAUUUGAAAGCCCUAAAUUGGAUGCCUGAACUUCAUCCUCAAUUACUAGAAGAUGGUAAGGAAGUAUUUCCAAAAUCACGUUUUUCGAUGUCAUUAGAAGAGAAGCGAUUAUUUUGCCAGGUCAUUAAAAAUGCAAAGCUACCACUUGGAUAUGCUUCAAAUAUCGCUCGAUGUGUGCAAGUUGGUGAAAGGAAGAUUACUGGAUAUAAGAGUCAUGAUGCUCAUUUUCUAAUGCAUUACUUGCUUCUUGUUGCAAUCAAGACAACUUUGAGCAAAGAUGUUGCAAAACCUUUGCUAAGGUUGUGUGCCUUUUUUAAGGGCAUAUGGAAGAAAGCUAUCGACCCCCAAGAUCUCGACUAUUUGCAAACUGAGAUUGUUGAAACCCUUUGUCAGUUAGAAGAGAUUUUCCCACCUACCUUCUUUGAUGUCAUGGUUCAUUUACCAAUUCACUUGGUGGAAGAAAUUAAGCUUGGUGGUCCAGUUGGAAUUAGGUGUAUGUAUGCAAUAGAGAGGUACCUCCGAGAGUUAAAAUCUGAUGUUCGGAACAAGGGUCGUCCGGAGGGCUCAAUGGCUGAAAGAUAUUUGGCCAAAGAAUGUCUCGCAUUCUGUGGAAGAUACUUGAAUCGAUCAAACAAUCCUUCAGAUAAUAAUGCUGUUGAUCCUAGUAUCUCAAAUACAUUAUUUCCCAAUAUUGGCCGACCUAUUAGAGGAAAGGGAAGGAAUAGAAAGAAGAAGGAUUAUGGGUUUAUGAUGGAUCACAUUACACGGGCCCAAGUCCAUCAAUAUGUCUUAUUCAAUUGUGAUUCUGAGGAAGUUGAGAGAUACAUCGAGUAA